Molecule: messenger RNA, 4706 nt
Organism: Argiope bruennichi
Lineage: Eukaryota; Metazoa; Arthropoda; Arachnida; Araneae; Araneidae
Gene: Med
Product: mothers against decapentaplegic homolog 4-like
Exons: 14
Coding region: 293-2101 (602 amino acids)
Biological process (GO): cell differentiation; regulation of transcription by RNA polymerase II; SMAD protein signal transduction
Cellular component (GO): heteromeric SMAD protein complex
Molecular function (GO): DNA-binding transcription factor activity, RNA polymerase II-specific; I-SMAD binding; RNA polymerase II cis-regulatory region sequence-specific DNA binding
Source: RefSeq, a predicted model, not a curated record
UUCAUAAAUAUUGCCCGUCUUAUUACUUCGUCGGUUUAUUGUACUAUACUAUAUCCAGUUAUGUGUAUAUUUAAUGUAGUGUUUCACAAAAAAGCUGUGCGGUUUUAAUUUUUCAGUGAUUUAAAACUUUUUAUUGUUGUAUUCGCUGAAGGUAUUUCAUUAUUUCCACAUGCAUUGGUGUAGACACUAAAAAUGUCAAUUCCAGUACGGGAAAACCUACAUUAAAACGUAGGCUAACUGAAGCAUUACUAAUCUUGAAAAGAGACCUAAAUUCUGAUGUAAUGUAAGAAGCAUGACGACAAAUGCUCCCACUUCAGCAGAUGCUUGUUUGAGCAUUGUGCACAGUUUGAUGUGCCACAGACAAGGUGGCGAGUCUGAAAAUUUUUCUAAAAGAGCUAUUGAAAGUUUAGUGAAAAAACUGAAAGAGAAAAGAGAUGAACUUGAUAGUCUUAUUACUGCUAUAACUACUAAUGGUGCCCACCCAAGUAAAUGUGUUACAAUUCAGAGGACUUUAGAUGGAAGAUUACAGGUUGCUGGGAGGAAAGGAUUUCCUCAUGUAAUAUAUGCCCGUAUUUGGAGGUGGCCUGACCUUCAUAAGAAUGAGCUAAAACAUGUAAAAUAUUGCCAGUAUGCAUUUGACUUAAAAUGUGACAGUGUUUGUGUAAAUCCCUACCAUUAUGAAAGAGUUGUUUCCCCUGCAAUAGAUUUGUCUGGGUUAACACUUCAAACACCUGGUGAAAACCAGAUGGUGAAGAAUGAAUAUGGUGAGUUGGAUUGCGGUCCUAGCAACAUGCAAACAAUUCAGCAUACUCCUCAAACUGUUCAACACCAUCCAGCCCAACCACCUACAGAUCCUUUCGGUAGGCCACUCAUGGCACCUACUCAAGGUAAAAUGAUUAUAUUAGCAGCUUCUGCCAUUCCAAGUAUUUCUCCACAGUCCCAGCCAGUUACUCAGCCUCUGACAGUGUGCACGCAGCAGCUACAAUCUGUUGCCCCACCACAUUCUGCAACAUCUGCUUCGCUUUCCACUCCUCCCACCACGCCUUCUGUCGCUCCCCUAUCCACUCCAUCACCUGGGUUUUUUUCUCCUGGGCCAGAGGCACAAACCAUGUCACAAAUCAAUGGAAAUACAACCUUAGAUACACUUUCUCCUCAUUUAACUCCUAAUACAAUAAAUGGUCUCGGAACAUCUCCACCACAGCCAGCUGUUCCUUCAAGCUUUACUUCUAAUAGCAAUUCAUCAAAUACAUGGACCGGGGGAAGCACAUUGUCAUACACUCAGUCAAUGGUACCACCAGAAAAUUCUAUUUCAAUGAGGCCCCAAGGUGGUGGUUAUUGGUCUCAUCCGCAGUUACAUUCUGACGUUACUUUACAAGGUGCUCUUUCUAAUCAACCUGCUCCUGAAUACUGGUGCUCUAUUGCAUAUUUUGAACUUGAUCAACAAGUUGGAGAAACCUUUAAAGUCUCAUCCACUUAUAACAGUGUAAUAGUAGAUGGAUAUGUUGAUCCUUCUGGUGGUAAUCGCUUUUGCUUGGGUGCUCUUUCUAAUGUACAUAGGACAGAACAGAGUGAAAGACCCAGGUUACAUAUUGGCAAAGGAGUUCAAUUAGACCUUCGAGGUGAAGGUGAUGUCUGGCUUCGAUGUCUCAGUGAUCAUAGUGUUUUUGUUCAGAGUUAUUACCUGGACAGAGAAGCUGGUCGAGCUCCUGGUGAUGCUGUACACAAGAUUUAUCCAAGUGCCUAUAUCAAGGUUUUUGAUCUACGACAAUGCCAUCGACAAAUGCAACAACAAGCUUUAACUGCGCAAGCUGCAGCUGCAGCUCAGGCUGCAGCUGUAGCUGGUCAUAUUCCUGGACCGAAUUCUGUUGGAGGAAUAGCACCAGCAAUUAGUUUAUCUGCAGCUGCAGGUAUUGGCGUAGAUGAUCUUAGGAGACUCUGCAUUUUAAGACUGAGUUUUGUGAAAGGUUGGGGUCCCGAUUAUCCCCGACAAAGUAUCAAAGAAACUCCUUGUUGGAUCGAAGUUCACCUUCACAGGGCUCUCCAGCUGUUAGAUGAAGUCCUACACACCAUGCCCAUCCAUGAUCCUCGCCCACAUGAUUGAGUUCGUACAAAGUUCUGACCAAAACUGCCAACUCAAACAGCUUGUGAUCUUUCUUAUUUAAUUCAGAUUGUGAAAUUUUCUUCCAGAUUUUUUUUUCUUUCUUUUUUCUUUUCUAUUCACUAUGUGCAAUCUGUUGUUCCUUUGUCUCUUCAAAACCCACUCAUGAGAUAGAAAUGCUUAGUUUAUUUAUUUAAUUAUUUUAAUCAUUAAAUCUCCAUUUACCUUGAAUUUUAAGUAAUUUCAUCAAAAUAUUUAUUUUAAAUGUUAUUUUGAUUACUAUACAAUUUGUUGAAGGCCUUAUUUUAUUAGUUUAUUUAUUAACAAAUAUUAAUUUUCACUUUAAGGUGUAUUGACUUUCUGGAUUUUAAGAAAAUGAAAAGAUACUCACUCUUAAAAUAAAAAGCUCUUUUAAGAUAAUGAAAAAUCUUGGUGCAAAAAAAAAAAAUUAUUAUGCCAAAAUUCUUAAAAGAAUCUGUGAAAACUUGAAAUAAAUUUUACUAAGAGAUUCAUUUUUAUUGCGAUUUUUCCCAAAUUACCUUUUUGAAAAUAAAAUUUUACCGUGUCUGAAAUCAGCAAAAAAAUAUGUAUCAAAUGUUGAUAUAUAAUACAAAAAGCUUAAUGUCAUAUAAAGAAAACUUUUUGUUAUUCAAAAAUUAUUUUUAUUUAUUUAUUAUUAUUUGCCCAUUUCUAAAAACAUCAGUUAUUUUUUGUGGGAAAAAAAAAAAACUAUUAAAUUCAAAAAUAAUCUUAUUAUCUGUAAAAUUUGAUAAGAAGCUUUUUCUCUUUCUUUCAAAUGAAGCAAAUUGCAAUAAAUUCAGUUUUCCAGAAUAUUGGAUGAAUAUUCGUGUGAAUUAAUUUUUCUUAAGAUUGAAUUGCAUAGUAUAGAAAAUGUUCCUGCUAUGAUACAUUUCAUCAUGUGAAACAUGAGUGUGUUUUGAAUGUGCAUAAAAUCUGAAUUGAAACUAGUUAUUAGCUUUUGAUUUGUGUUAUUCUUUGCUUCUUGUUUAUGUUGAAACAUUAGUCACAAAUUGCAAAAAUAUUAUUUUAGAUUGUAUAAAAAUGAUAAAUUGCUCUUAUUUAUUUGGAUUUUUUCUUUAAAGAUUUUUAAAAUUGUUAACAUAUUUAAAAUUGUUUUUAUCAUUUAGUCACAAGCUGUAAAAGGAUUGUUUUGCCUUAUUUAAAAAAAAUUGUAAAAGUUAAAAAUUUUAAAGUGCAUUGGAGGACCAAAAAAAAAUUGUUUGUUUUCAUCGUGAUGAUUCACUCAUACGAAGCUACUGUUUGGAAAAGAUGAUAUUCUUGUUGCUAUUUUGAUAUAUUUAAAUCAAAUGUAUUAGUACUUUGAUUAAAUCUUUGAAGGAACUUUGAAUAGAGCUUGAAGCAGAUUAUUUUUGUGCAAGAUAUGAAAUGGGAAAAUCGAAUUUUUUGGGUGGGUUUACAAUUGCAUAGUUGUUUUUUACUGGCCCAAUCCUUUGCUGUCAUUUAGAGAUUUUCUUUUCUGUAAUAUCCCCUGAUUAUUUAUGCAGUGCGAUUUUGCUGGCAUGAUAUUGUAUGAUGCUUAGAUAUACGAGUUUCUUAAGAUAUGUCAGCAUAACAAUACAGUGCUUUAUAUCCAAAUUUUGUUUUAAAUAUAGAAACAUUAUUAUUUUUUUUAUCAUUCAUUAAUUGUUUAAUUGGAUUAUUUAAAAAAAAUCACAUUAGUUAUUACAAAAUUAUUAUUUUUUUUUUUCUAUUUUAUUCUUUCUAUGCUUUUAUAAUUGUGCAGUUUUUAAGAAAAACUAAUGAAACAAAUUGUAUUUAUUUCAUCGGCUUUUGUUUUAUUGAAAAACUAUCAUAAUAUUUCUAUUGAUUAUUAUUGAUAGUAUUUCUGUUGAUUAUAUGAUUUUAUUGAGAGAAAAAAUCUAUCAUAAUAUUUUUAUAACUGAUUUGUUUUCAAAAUGAUUUCUCAGCAAUUUUCUUUAAGAAACAUUUAAAUAUGUUUAGGUAGCUUAUCCCAAGUUUUAUUUUAUAAAAUUGAACUAGAAGCUUUUAGUUUAGUAAAUCAAUACUAAUUAGAUUUUUUUAAUAAGUGCAUAAGACCCAUAAUAAAAAAAAAAUGUACUAUAACUGUUAUUUUAAUGACAAGUUGCAGUUCUAUUUUUAUGCUGAAUAUAUAAAUUUUCAAAUGUAAUCUGUUAUUGAGGGAAAAAUGCAAUCUGCAUUACCAAUUAAACUAUAAAAAUUCAUGUAUAAAUUGUAUAUAUUGAAAAAUACGUAAUUUUAAGUUUUAGAGAUUUUUACUCUUUUCCAAACAGUCUUCGUACCUCAUGCUGUACAUGUUCCAGUUAAUUCAGUCCUCAAAGAAUCAAUUUACAAAAAAUGUUGAAAAGCUAUGCUUUGACCCUGGUGAGAAAAUUUCCAAGAACCUUCAACUGGAGGAGCGAAUUUCAUCACCUGUUUUGUAGGUCUUUGAAAAUCUUUUUCACUUCAGAUAGAUCACCCUGAAUAUAUUUGCAAUUCUUGAUUCUGUACAAAAAUUUAAAAAAAUGUGCAUACAUGUGUAAAAUUUUAUUUCGCCUUCUGUUGGCAUGUAUAUCAUAAUGUUAAUAAAUGAGCUAUAUAAUGAUAA